AUGACGAAGUCGUUUUUUACUGCUAUAGAAGCGAACGAUAAUAGUAUACAAAGUGAUGUUGUCAUUGUGAAAACUCACCCAGUCGGCGAAGACGGCUUAAAAUGGCAUUGCGAUACGGCCUCACCAAGCUUUUACUAUCCACAUGAAUAUAGAUUGAGAUUCGCACCAGUAGUACCAUCUUUGUUUUUGGGACAAUUUACGGGAAGAAGGACAUUCAAGUUUGACGAGCCGAUUGAUUACCUAAUUUCAUGGUCCGAUAUGCUAUGUUGUGUAGGGAUGAUAGCUAAUAAUAAUGAUGCCAAUUCCACAGUACCAUUAACAGUAAGAUUCGGGGGACAUUGGACAGACGCGGCUGUUAAAAGCAUGUAUGUGGGAUGUGUGGUCAGAGUAAAGGCUUAUAUGGAGUUAAAGGAACUGCAUUGCGCGAAUUUGUCUCCGGUGUUACCUCUUGGAGCGACUAAAGAUAUAAGCUAUAUUGGUAAGGUCUUACUAUAAUGUGAUUUAUUGGCGUUUUAUACGGUACACAUGGGUUGCCAUCUUUAAAAAGCAGUUUUGAAUGCUUACUUAUACUUUAGUAAGUGAAUACCGUAUGUUUGUUUAGGUAUCCCAAUUCCAACCGCAUUUGCUUGUGAAUGGGCAGUUGUUAGUAAGCCAAGGAUUGUACGAUCUCUUGGUAUGUUGAUUGAAGACAAAUCGUACUCCAAAGAAUUCUAUUUUCCAAGAGGAAUUGUAAGGGAUUUCGAACAUAACCAAGAGUUGUUUGCUGCACCAGAAAAGUGGCCGAUUCAUCAGGUUAAAGAGCUACCUCCUGUCAAUACAACUGUGGUCAUCAACUAUGUUGAGGUACGUAUGUUUUGGUUUUCUUUAAGGUUCUAAAUUUUGUUUCUUCAUUUACAAUAAAUAUAUUGGCUAUAAUUAUAGCUAUAAAAACAUUUUUUAUAUUAAAAAUGGUUGUUAAUAUAGCCUAUUUUACUGUUGUUUAUCACAAAAAAAUGUUUAUAAGUUUGAUAUUUUUAAAACUACUGCUUUUUAGAUAACAACACCUCAUGUGAUACAUGAUAGUAGGGAUAAAGACAUUUUAAUGCCUGAUUACAUGCGCAACUACAUUUCAAGGACAUAUUCUAAAGUUCAUAGUUUUGUAUUUGGAUGGCUUGAUCUCACAAUGCAACCGUCUCGGGUCUAUGAGUAA
Messenger RNA from Bursaphelenchus okinawaensis, 1189 nucleotides. Lineage: Eukaryota; Metazoa; Nematoda; Chromadorea; Rhabditida; Aphelenchoididae. The record is from the annotation of a GenBank genome assembly.